Molecule: messenger RNA, 897 nt
Organism: Exophiala bonariae
Lineage: Eukaryota; Fungi; Ascomycota; Eurotiomycetes; Chaetothyriales; Herpotrichiellaceae
Exons: 2
Coding region: 1-897 (298 amino acids)
Biological process (GO): transmembrane transport; metal ion transport
Cellular component (GO): membrane
Molecular function (GO): metal ion transmembrane transporter activity
Source: RefSeq, a predicted model, not a curated record
AUGGGACGACUAGCAUUGUUUGUCGUUGACCAACCGAUUAGACAUGCGAUGUACGGCUCGAAAACAGUAAAUGCUGUUGCUCAACAGAUAUCUCCCCCAGAACCCUUUCAAGGAGGCUACGGGUGCUUCAUUCGCCACGAUUCAUUGGAGGACGCACGGAAGGCUCCUCCACCGCCCCGAACAUCGAUGUUUGAUGAUUUGUGCUUUUACUACCAGAAUCACAGCAGACAUCUAUACCUUACAGAGGACCCGGGGUCCAUAACACUAUUUGCACAGAAGAUCGUCGCAUCUCAGUAUAUGCUACUGCUGAGCUACUACGGCUUCGUUCUCAAUCAUCUUAGUUGGAGCUUGACGCGGAAGGAUAGCCUAGAUUCCUUCGGCAUGGGCCGAGUCCAACGCGCUUGGAGUGACCUCCAGGCUUAUCAUCGUCGACUCAAGGACCAUCAUCAUAAUAUAGGGCUAUUGAUACUAGCCUUGCAGCUGUCUCGUGAGCCAAACUCAGCAUCACAUCCUGCAAAUCAACCGAGCGCGAGGACACAUGACGCCUGGAAGGACACUGCCCCAGACUUUGUGUACAUUGAAACCGAGCUUGAACGAUUGAAGGACCACGCCAAGGGUUUACAGAGCAGUUUCACGAGUCUGGCUGGGAUUGCAGGAAAUCGUCAGUCACUUGAUGAAGCACGGAGUGUCAGAAUCCUCACUGUUUUGGGCAUGACAUUCUUGCCGAUGUCGCUUGUCGCUAGCUUACUGAGUAUGGGUGGUGAUUACUUGCCAGGCGAGUCACGCUUCUGGGUAUACUGGGCUGUAUCUAUCCCGUCCGUGGUUCUGGUGUUUGGUAUCUCGUGGGUCGCCACUCAUCGACUAAUCGGACAAAGAUUCGGCGCAUGGAGACCGUAG